Messenger RNA from Scaptodrosophila lebanonensis, 2540 nucleotides. Its product is annotated as beta-glucuronidase-like. Gene Ontology annotation, molecular function: beta-glucuronidase activity; carbohydrate binding. The transcript has 9 exons. Gene Ontology annotation, biological process: carbohydrate metabolic process; glucuronoside catabolic process. NCBI's taxonomy places the organism in Eukaryota, Metazoa, Arthropoda, Insecta, Diptera, Drosophilidae. The record is from RefSeq and is a predicted model, not a curated record. Bases 293 to 2293 code for a protein of 666 amino acids.
CGUUUCGUGUGUGCGUGUGUGGGCGAUUGGGUGGACGACGAGAGGGUGUGUUCGGUCGGUUGGCUUCGCAGUUUUUGUUGUUGUUGCAGUCGGCACCUUUAAGUAUUAAACUAAUUAUGUGCAAAAGCAUAGCCGUUAUUGAUAACGAAAGCAAUGGCACGAUGAAGAGAUUCGAAUUAUAAAUCGUUUAAGUUUUAUUAUAAUUGAUUCUAAACAACGUGUUCCUAAGCAAAACGCAGCACAAUUAAAUUUUAAUAGUGAAUAAUCAUAGAGUUGAAGGAGCCAAUCAGAAAUGGCACUAUCAUUAUUUUCUGCGAUCCUGGGCCUCUACAUUCUGCAUGUCUCUUUAGCUCUCAUCAUACUUAAUAAGGACGUUUCAACAUCGCGUGGUAUGCUGUAUCCUCGGGACUCUGAAACGCGUGAGGUCCGCAGCCUUGAUGGCAUGUGGAACUUCGUUCCCUCCGAUGAGACAAACCCAACACAGGGCAUUAGGGAUCAAUGGUAUAAGGAUGAUUUGAACAAGGUGCGUGAGGUUAUUGGGAUGCCAGUGCCGGCCUCGUAUAACGAUAUCACCACCGAGCAAUCGUUGAGGGAUCACGUAGGCACCGUCUGGUAUGAUCGCAAGUUCUUUGUGCCGCGCUCUUGGGCUAAAGAUCAACGUGUCUGGUUACGUUUUGGCAGCGUUCACUACGAAGCGUUUGUGUGGGUAAACGGAGAGCUAGCCGUCAAACACGAAAUGGGUCAUUUACCUUUUGAAGCAGAGGUAACGCACUUGCUGAAGUACGGGUCUGAGAAUCGCAUAACCGUGAUGUGCGACAAUGCGCUGAUUCAGACCACAGUGCCACAGGGCAAGAUCUCGGAAGUGGCCAACGAUAAUGGAGUAAGCAUUGUACAAAGCUAUUCCUUCGACUUCUUCAAUUACGCGGGCAUACAUCGGUCGGUGCAUUUAUAUACCACGCCCAAGACCUUCAUUGAAGAGGUGGAAAUCAACACUGAUCUGGCCAAUGACAAUAGUUUGGGCUAUGUCUACUACACGAUAAGUGUGAAUGGAAGCGCCGCCAAUGAGGCAGAUAAUGCUCUAUAUGCACGAGUGCAGCUGUAUAAUCGCGAGGGCGAGCAGGUGGCCAAUGCCACCUCGGAUGCAAAGCUGUCGGGGAUGCUGCAAGUGGAGAAAGUAAAACCUUGGUGGCCGUACCUAAUGCAUCCAGAUCCGGGAUAUCUCUAUGAGCUCGAAAUAGAAUUGCACGCAGCCAACGAGGAACUGCUUGAUGUCUACCGAUUGAAUGUGGGCAUAAGGACGUUGAGUUGGACAAACACAACAUUCAAUAUUAAUGGUAAGCCGGUGUACUUUCGCGGCUUCGGACGACACGAAGAUGCAGAUGUGCGAGGCAAAGGGUUGGACUAUGCAUUGCUCACCCGCGACUUUAAUUUGCUGAGAUGGAUUGGGGCGAAUGCCUAUCGCACAUCGCACUAUCCGUACUCCGAGGAGUCUAUGCAGUUUGCCGAUCGUCAUGGCAUAAUGAUCAUCGAUGAGUGUCCCAGCGUGGAUACAGAGAACUAUAAUCAGGCCUUACUUGGCAAGCACAAGUCGUCACUGGAGCAGCUCAUACAUCGGGACCGCAACCAUCCUAGUGUGGUCAUGUGGUCGAUCGCCAAUGAGCCGCGAACACAACAGAUGAAUGCGGACACUUACUUUCAGUUUGUGGCUACUUUUACGCGCUCCUUGGACAGCACCAGACCAAUAACGGCGGCCAUUGCUGUGCCUUCUUCAGAAGAUAAGGCAGCACGUUAUCUGGAUAUUGUGAGCUUUAAUCGGUACAAUGCUUGGUACAGUAAUCCUGGGCGGCUGGAUAUGAUUACGAAGCGCGUAAUAGAUGAGGCUACAGCCUGGCACAAAAAGUGUAAUAAGCCCGUUAUUAUGUCAGAGUACGGCGCUGAUACGCUAGAAGGUCUGCAUCUGCAACCGUCCUAUGUGUGGUCGGAAGAGUACCAAACGGAUCUGUUUUCGCGCCACUUUAAGGCCUUUGAUGCGCUGCGACGCCAAAAGUGGUUUAUCGGCGAGUUUGUGUGGAACUUUGCUGACUUCAAGACGGCCCAGACUUACACACGUGUCGCCGGAAACAAGAAAGGAGUAUUUACGCGUGCGCGGCAGCCCAAAGCCGUAGCGCAUCUACUGAGAAAGCGAUAUUUUGCGUUGGGUCGGGAGAUGGAUCAAUGCAGUUUUCCAGAUGAUCUGUUCACUUAUAUUGCCGAGCCAAGUGAAAGCGGCAAACACGAUUCCACAGACUUAUAGAGACAGUUGAUAGCUUCUUUUGCCGACCACUUAAAGUGACAAGAAGAGAGUACAACCGGUUUAUACAUACUGAUACGUCAUUUUUGUAAAUAUGUAUUUUUAUCUUUUAUGUUACGAGCCAAAGCUCAACAGACCGAAUGCAUUUCGAUUUUAUCGCAUUGUAUUAUCUAAACUAGUAGUAGUUCGUUGUAAUGUUUUUAUAUCUGGUUAAGUGUAAAAUACAUAUUCACAAUAUUUUAAGCUGAAA